UCUGUAAUUUAGUUGGCAAAAUUAUCAAAAAAAUUCGCAUUAAAUUUUAAUAUACAAAGCAAAAUUUUUUAUUCAAUGAAAAUAACUCAUCAUGUUUCAUUUUAAAUCUGUAAUUAUUAUAUGUUCAUUAUACUUUAUAGCCGAAUCAUUGGGUUUCAUUGACAUAGCUUUUUUAAAUAGAUGUGUUAAUAUAAUUAAAACUGAUGGAACUAAUAAUGGUUUGCAAAAUGAAGAUAUGGCUGCUAUUGCUCAUGAACGCAACGUUGAUUUCGAGUACAACCUAUCACAUAAAAAAGGAAAAAACAUCAAACGUUUGUUGAAGCAUAUGGCUGAAUUCUGUGAAUCACAUGAAGAAGUGAAAAUAGAUAAACAAGAAAUGAAAAACAUUAUAAAUGGAUUUAAUAGUUUUGACAAAAAUGAAAGUGGUGUUUUUGACUGUGAUGACUUAAAUGCAGCAUUUUAUAAUCAUUCCACGAAAAUAUUUGGUUUUGAUAAACUUCGUAGCAAUAUGAUAACUAAGUGUAAAUCAAUGAAAAACUCAGUUAACUAUUCACACAUAUGUUUAAGUUUUUUGGAACAUAAGAAAAUUAAUAAAAUAUCUAUAAAAACCAUAACAGCAAUGGUACCGAAUAAAAACAAAAAAAAGUGUUUAUAUCUGAUUCAAAAAGAAGUAUGUAUGGAAAUCUUGAAUAAACUAGAUCCUAAUACUAUAAUUUCAAAAGAAGUCAUCAAUGGAUUGCCGAAUAGGGCCCGUAUAAUUAUAACAACAUUAAGUAAGUAUGGCCAAAAUAUCAAUCACAAUUUUAAUUAUAAAGAAAUCAAAGCGACAUGUGAAGAAUUGAAUGAUUAUCCGAACAUAGAGAAUAUCGAGGCAAAUUUAAUAAAAAUGUUCUCAAAUGGUUGUAAAACACUCAAUUACGAACAAGUGUUGGAAAAAUUCGUAUUUGUAGUAAAAGAAGAAGAAAAUGAGCAAUUAAUGUUAACCGAUUAAUAUUGAAAACUGUCAGUAAUUAUCGAAUGAAUUUGCUCAUUGGUUUUACAUGCAUACCCGUGUUAGUAUUUAUUUGUUUUUUUUUUCAAGCGAUCAUUUAAUUUUCGAAAACCUUCUAUAUGAAACAUUUUUUAUUAAUUUAACUAAAUUUGAUGUUUUAUUUUUUCGCACCUAUUGUAAUAUAAAAUACUUUUAUGAAUGCAUAUA
Messenger RNA from Daktulosphaira vitifoliae (grape phylloxera), 1198 nucleotides. RefSeq lists its product as uncharacterized. The record is from RefSeq and is a predicted model, not a curated record. The transcript has 7 exons. Lineage: Eukaryota; Metazoa; Arthropoda; Insecta; Hemiptera; Phylloxeridae. Gene Ontology annotation, molecular function: calcium ion binding. The coding region runs from base 92 to 991 and encodes 299 amino acids.